Choloepus didactylus (southern two-toed sloth) is the source of this 4921-nucleotide messenger RNA. RefSeq names its product translation initiation factor IF-2-like. The record is from RefSeq and is a predicted model, not a curated record. Bases 1603 to 2358 code for a protein of 251 amino acids. NCBI's taxonomy places the organism in Eukaryota, Metazoa, Chordata, Mammalia, Pilosa, Megalonychidae. The transcript has 2 exons.
AGGGGCUGGGUCACGUGGCGGCCCGGGACAGUGAGGGUGGGGUCCGCAGGAGAGAGGGCCACUGGGGUCAGGUGAGCGAGGGGGGUCGGCGCUGCCCCCACUCACCGAUCUCCCGGGCCAUGGCCAGGCCCUGGGGGUAGGUGAUGGGCGCCAGCUUCUUGUCCCGCAGCCGCUCGACAGUGUCCUUGUCGUCGCGGAGGUCCAGCUUGGUGCCCACCAGGAGGAUGGGCGUGUGGGGACAGUGGUGCCGCACCUCCGGGUACCACUGCAGGGACCACAGGCCCUGGCCCCUCAGCUGCCACCCUCCCCUUCCUCACGGCGCCUUCCUGUGCCAUGGGGUGACCACUGGGUGGGGGGCAAAUGACCGGGAGCCAGAGCCAGCCAGGAGGCCUCGAGACCCAGCUUGGCCUUGUCCACCACCCCUACGGCGACCCUUCGCCCUUCAUCCCCCACUGAGGGCCACCUCCAGCCCCAUCCCCGAGCGGAGCGGGCACCUCAUGGUCUCCAAAGUACAAUGUGCUUGGCUAAGAGGCUCAUGGAAGAGACCCCUGCCCCACGGGGACUAGCCCUCUGGGCCACCCUCCCUGUGCCCCCAGCCCCCUACCUUGGCACGAACAUUCUCAAAGGAGGCAGGGCUCACCAGGGAGAAGCAGAUCAGAAAGACGUCCUGGGACAGGGUGGAGGAGCACAUGGUCAAGGAGGCCCCGCAGCCCUGUCCCAGUGCCCCUCCAUCCUGGAGCUCGCAGAGCCCCCCAUGGCUGGCAGAGGCGGGGAAGGGCCACCUACGGUUUGGGGGUAGGAGAGCGGCCGCAGGCGGUCGUAGUCCUCCUGCCCAGCGGUGUCCCACAGCCCCAGGUUGACCGGCUUCCCAUCCACCAUCACGUUGGCCGAGUAGUUGUCGAAGCUGCAGGAGCAGGGCGGAGAAAAGGUGGGGGUCGGGGAGGGGGGUCCUCCCAGCCCAGGCUGGGCCCGGGGUUCUCAGGUCCGACCUCCCGCCCCGGGCCCCGAGCGCGCGCUCACACGGUGGGGAUGUACUCUCCCGGGAAGGCGUUGGUGGUGUAGCUGAUCAGCAGGCACGUCUUCCCCACGGCGCUGCGGAGACAGCACCGGCUUGCCCCGGCCGCCUCGCCCCGCAGCCCCUUCCAGCCGGGCGCCCGCGGAGCCGAGCUGGGGGACUGCGGCGGGCACGCGGGGCCCCUCCCAGCAGAUGCGCCGCGACCCAGGCGCCAGGAGGGCCAGGUGGUGGGUGCGGGCGCAGAGGCCCCGGGCAUGGGGUGAGGAGCACAGAGCCCCUGCACCCCGGGCGGGCGGGCGGCGCGGGGCGGGGCGGGGCGGCGGCCGGCCCAACCCAGGUGAGAGGCCGCGCCCCGCCUGCUCGGGGCGCAGGACCGCGGACCCCGCCUCGCCCUGCGCUCCAGCCGGGAUGGGAGGCCGGUGGGCGGGACGGGCAGCACCGGGGAACUCGGCCAGGCCCCUCACCGUCGCCCGCUAAGCCGGGACCCCGCCCCAGCCCCGGACCCCGCGAGCAGCCGCGCCCCCCGCCCGGCCCCGCGGCCCCCGGCGCGCCCGGACACUCACCCGUCGCCGACCACCACGCACUUGAUGGCCUGCAUGGGCACCGGGGCCGGGGCGGCGGCGGGCGCGGCCGCGAGCCGAGCUGCGGAGAAAAUGCCCCGCGCCGCAGCGGCCGGAGACAGCCGAGCGCCGCCGAGCGCCGCGCGCGCAGACAGCCGAGCGCCGGGCGGGCGGGGGGCGCCGGCCCCGCCCCGGCCCCGCCCCGCCGGGGCUCCCCGGGGCGCUAGGCUGAGGGCGGCGCCCCGCCAGCCAGCCCCCGAGCCCGGCGCUCUCCAGGCCCCCAGUCCGCGAGGGGCAGGGGCGGCCCGGGAGACCCCGGCGCGCACGGAGGUGAACUCGGAGGAGCGGGCGCGGACGGGUCGUUGUUCCCGGGGAAGCAGCCGGGGCCCACCCACCCCGGAGCCGCGCCCAACGCUCCAGCUGCCGGGCGGAGGCCGCGCGGGGAAGCCGCUGUUUGCGCUGCCGCCCGUGUCCCCAGGGCGGGCGCAGGGCCGCGGCCCCACCGGGAGGCUCUCCCCAGUCCCUGGGGAGAAGGGCGCACGGUGCAGUAGGCAGGGCUGGCAGUUACCACAAAGCUUCUGUAUUCAAGAGGGUGGCCUGGGUGACAGGGUAGGAGAGGAGUACAAAAGGCACGCGAGCAGCAGAGCGAGCAGAGCCCAGGCCUGCCCCGAAUUUCCUGGUCAUCCUCGGAGGCACCGAUCCAUGGCCUCCCACCCUCCAGGGCUCUGCACCCCGGGAACUUCAGGCGCGUCCCCAGCACAGCCCCAGGGCCCAGAUCGCUGAGGCCUGGGGGCCUGUCCCCAUGGCCUUGGGCGCUGCUUACGCAGGGGUGGACACUGACAGCCUGCUCCCGGGAGCGAGGGACAGGGAGGGGGCGCAGGCUGCCCUGGCCCUCAGUUCAUCUCAGGCGCGGUGCUCCUGUCUCUCCUGGGCCUCCCCUCACUUAUGGGGGCUCAGGGCCCUCAGAGGGGACCCCUGCACAUAGGCCAGGACGGCAUUUUGCAAGCAGCUGGCCCUCUGGGCCUCCUCUUCCCGGACACGGGCCACCUCGGCCUCCUUGAGCCGCAGCUUCUCGCGGAGGGACGCGUUCUCGCUCUCUCUGUCCAGCAGCGCCUCCCGGUGGUUGCUGGCGAUCACUGCAGGGCCAGGGGCUGGUGAGGGCGCAGGGCAGUCCCGAGGCGCCACCAGCUCCCCUAGAGACCGCACCUAUCCCUAAGGUGGGCUGCUGGACCUCACCUCCUGGCGCAGGGAGGGAGGGGCAGGGCUGGCUCACCUUUCAGCUGCCGCUCCAGGGCGGCCACCUUUUCCCGUAACCCGUCCUGGGCCGCCAGCUCUGCCUGCAGACGCCCGACCUGCUCCUGCAGCUCCACCCGUGCCCGGGCCACCUCGGCCACCUUUUCCUCCUCCUUGCUGCUCAGCUCCUGCUGCAGCUCCUCCAGCCGCCGCCGCAGCCCUUCCACCUGCAAGCCCAGCUGGCCAGCCCGUGCCUGCGUCUCGGCCAUUGUCUGCUUCUGCUGGAGGCAGGCGCCCUGGGCCUCAUCCCGUGCCUGAGCCAGCAGCCGCAGCUUCUCCUCCAGGUGCGCCAGGCGCUGUUGCUGGGGGCCCAGGGACAGGGACUGGUGAGCAUCGCAGAGGGGGAUUGGGUCCUGCCUCCUGCCGGCUGGCCCCCUCCUCUGCUUCCCAGGCUAAUCUCCACACCGUGCCCCUUCCCCCAUCCCCCAAUCCCAACCGGCAGAGACUUCUUGGACGGCCGGAGCCAGCCGCGGUCCAGACCUGGGGCAAAGGCUGGGGUCUGCCUGAUGCCCUGCAGGUCUUAGGGGCUGGGGGGUGUGCUGGCGGGGCCGGGCAUUCUCAUCUUAUGCGUCCCCACCCGUCUCCUGCUCUCCUGUCAGGACCUGGCCAUGGGGCCCCACCAGCCUGCCUCACCCCUCAUGUAGGGGCCCUGGGCAGCCCGGGCUGCAGCCUCACCUCCUCCAGGCGGGCCUGGUUCUUGGCCUUGAGGAGCUCCUCCUCGGCCUGGCCGCGUUCGCUGAGGGCGGCGGCCUUCAGGCGGCUCAGCUCCUGCAUCCGGCACCGACGGCACCGAUGGCUGCAACGGGGACCCUCCGGCCCCACUUGCCCCAGGGGCCUCUCCCAGCCUCCCCUCCACUGUCCACCACCUUCUUCCCCAGGGCAAGGGUCUUUUACAGGAAGGCAGCCCGAAGGCCUCAUGGGGGGCCCCUAUGCUGGGGCCUGACAAGGCCUGAGGCCUGGGAACCUCGGGGACCCGCCCCCCAGGCCCAGCCUGGAGCCUGGCACGUGCUCACCUCCUCCAGGGACAGCCGCACGGCCUCCAGCCUCUGCACUCGCUCUUGCAUGGCCCGCUCGCUCUCCUCCACGUGGCGGGCCAUAUGCUCCACCUGCCCGGACAGCAUGGGGGGGCUGGCGGGCUGCCAGAGGCCUGCUCCCCCAGCUUCUACCCCCAGGGAGACCCCCGUUCCCUCUGAGCUAGGGCUGCCUAGAGCGGCUUAGCAGGGACCAAGGACAGAGAGCAAGUCACGUCACCACCCGGCCCAGCCCUGGCAGCCCCAGGACACAUCCCUGCACAGGGGGGCACACCUGUACCAAAGCCUGGGGCCCCCAGCACCCCGCACUCUAACUGGGGCACAUUUGGGGUCCCCUUUCAGAUCCUCGUGGGGAGGUUCUGGGUCUGAUAUCUGCUCAGAGAGGCCUGGAGCUGCCGCCCCAGCAGCCUAAGGCUGGCGAGGGGACACCCAGGUCCCCGGCAGGCUGCCCCGGCCACCUGAGGGCCCCGCGUGGCACAGGCACCUCUCUGCAGCGCAGCUGCUCCGCGUCCUCCAGGCUCUGCUUGAACCUCCUCUUCUCCAUUUCCAGCCGUUCUGGAAGCACAGCGGGGAGGAUGGCAGGGAGAUGCCCCUGGGGGCCUUGGACCCCAGGCGCCCCAUCUCGCAGGCUCACCCUCGGCCUGGACCGCCCGCAGCUUCAGCUCGGCCGACAUGUUGGUGAGCUCCUGCCUGGUCAGGAACAGCUGCUCCUGCUGGGCCCUCACCUUCCGCUCCAGCUCGUCCACCUGGGAAGCCAGGCAGAAGACAAAUCUCUGAGGAGCUUGGACUCACGCUCUGCAGCUUCCUGGGGGUGAGACCAGUCACCCCCCACCCACCCACCUGCCUGGCCUGGCCCACCCGCUGCCCGCCCGUCCGCCCACCUGCUGCUCCAGCCUCCGCUCCUUCGACUGCUUCUGCGUCACGCUCUGCUGCUCCUGCUCAGCGGCAGCCAGGAGCUCGCCCAGGUCCUGGGCCUUCUGCUCCGACAGGGCCAGGGCCGCCUCAGUCAUCUGCAGCCUGGA